AGAUGAAAGUCUAGCACAUACAUAUGAUGAGCAGUUGUACAAGAAAAUCUACAAUCCAGCAAAGCGAUUCUUACAUUUUAGAGCACGCAAAGGGAAGAUUGUUGAAAUAGCUGAUGGUGUAACCACAAUGGUAACAGAUAGCAGCGACACUGAGCUAGACAGUGAAGAUGAUGAGGAAUUUAUGAAACUGUACGUGAGAAUAGAAGAAGCCGUGGACUGCAUAAAUAGUUUGCGAAAUUUUUGUCUAAACUCAUCCGUGAUGAAUGAUAUGUUCCCUCGAGAGAUUAUCGUGCCUGCAUUUUCGAGCUUGACUAAAGAGUGGAAUCCGUUCAAGAAUAAGCGAAGACGACAUCCUCAUGGCCUUUUGGAAUUCAUUUCAUUCUACUCGUUUGAAGAAGCUGGUCCAUUCAAGAAAAUUAUGAUUGAGGUUUUCGAAAAGUAUAAACAUAGUAUUGAUUUUGAAAAUAAGGACUCGUUCUGGUUUAGCAAGUCGUCGCCCAACCGCGAAGAUUUAACUAGAUUAGACGACUGGAUGAGGGUGUUUAAAAUAUAUUUGCCCGAUCAAGCAAAAUCAUUAUAUUCAGUAUUUGCAAGAUCGGCCGUGUCAUAUCUUGAAACUAUAGACUUUACGAAGUUGGACAAGGCAAAACAUAAAAUUGAAUGCUAUCAAAAUGUAGCCAAAAUCUUAACCAAAUCAGACCAUGCAAAACUAGUCCAAUUUAAGAUACUCAAUCCAUGGAUCCACACAUUAAUUGAUUUGCACAGCACCAACACUGAAUCCGUUCCAUCAUUCUAUUCGUUCUGGUAUACUUAUUUCUCCAAGGAUCGUACCGAUACGGUGCGCUGGUACUUGAACAAGGCCAUACUUCUCAUCCAGUCUGACUUUCCAGAUACGCCCCUUCCAAACUACAAUGGACAUGCUAAUGCAACAUACACACAACUCUUUCUUGAAUCGACACAGGUCAAUGUGCAAGGGGUGCUGUCAUACCAACUCCACACGUCAUUCAAGGACGUGGUUGAACAAUAUUGUCUCAAUAACGGCAUCCUCAUGAAACUAUCCAACUUGCGCCACCUUAGAAAUAUGCGGCAAUUGUAUAAUCUCACCAAUGGGAAAGGAGGGAAAGCGUGGGCAUAUAUUGAAGAUGAUGUGCUUUGGAUUACUAAUGACGAAGAUUUUGAAUAUGUCGAGUAUGAGCCGGUUGCGUUAGAGGAUAUUGAGAGUUAUUUGUAGUGGCAUUUGGUAGUGCGGGAUAGCUGUAUAG
Spathaspora passalidarum NRRL Y-27907 is the source of this 1262-nucleotide messenger RNA. RefSeq names its product mRNA splicing protein. The transcript has a single exon. Gene Ontology annotation, cellular component: U2-type post-mRNA release spliceosomal complex. Gene Ontology annotation, biological process: spliceosomal complex disassembly. Bases 128 to 1231 code for a protein of 367 amino acids. Lineage: Eukaryota; Fungi; Ascomycota; Pichiomycetes; Serinales; Debaryomycetaceae. The record is from RefSeq and is a predicted model, not a curated record.